AUGGUAAUGGUAAUAGAUGCGUUGUUAGAUGCGUGUAUCUUUGACUCUAGGAAAUUCGACCACUUCCACUUGAAGUACUUUGACUGGUUGGCUCAGGUCGUUUCCCUCCGAAGACAACUUAAUUACUGCGGGACCAGGAGUAAUCAUAUACUUCGUGCUUGGGACGGGCACAAACUUACGCGGAAUAAUGUUCUUUGUGGGAAUAUUGACUCCAAAGAGGACGAAUUUAUUGUGCCUCCAGCAGAUGAAUACAACAACGUUCCGGAUACUUAUUUCUUCGAUAUUCUCUUAUUUGGAGAGUGGAUAGAACGAGCAGCAUUGUUAAAGAGCAAAUCAUUUGUUGUUAUAAGCAAUCUUCACAUUUUUCGUGGCAUUGGCUUCAAAAAUCCGAUCCUGGCGUUGCAUGGAUCGCCUUAUUUUGGCCGUGGAGUAUUUGAGAUAGACCGUGAAUUUCUAAGCCAUCAUCAUCGUCUAAUAAAAUUAGAGAAGGAAACAAGUGAGGUGAUAGAAGAAUACAACAGGAUGAAUCUUGAUGGAAGUAACAAAACCACAAGAAUAGAAUGUAUUGAUGAUGACUGUAAUAAAGAGUGUACAUUCGUCGACUUUGGAAGUCAUGAUAAAAAUGAGUUCGGACAGGUUGCUGAUUUGUCUCCUGUGUUGCUAGAUGGCAUUGAAGAAAUUUCCGAGGAAAGACUUGCAGCCUUCACUCAUAUAUUCUUCAAUCGACCCACUGAUUCUAAGAUGCUCUUCAGCCCGAUUGAAGAUUCUUCCGCUCCUUACUAUCGUCAACAAUUCUAG
This is a messenger RNA of Necator americanus (New World hookworm), 798 nucleotides long. RefSeq lists its product as uncharacterized. Bases 1 to 798 code for a protein of 265 amino acids. Gene Ontology annotation, molecular function: single-stranded telomeric DNA binding. The record is from RefSeq and is a predicted model, not a curated record. The transcript has 8 exons. NCBI's taxonomy places the organism in Eukaryota, Metazoa, Nematoda, Chromadorea, Rhabditida, Ancylostomatidae.